This is a messenger RNA of Gekko japonicus, 2046 nucleotides long. It is a transcript of the gene MAF1, whose product is annotated as MAF1 homolog, negative regulator of RNA polymerase III. The record is from RefSeq and is a predicted model, not a curated record. Gene Ontology annotation, molecular function: RNA polymerase III core binding. The coding region runs from base 1 to 822 and encodes 273 amino acids. The transcript has 7 exons. Gene Ontology annotation, biological process: negative regulation of transcription by RNA polymerase III. Lineage: Eukaryota; Metazoa; Chordata; Lepidosauria; Squamata; Gekkonidae. Gene Ontology annotation, cellular component: nucleus.
AUGCGGAAACGGCGCGCGCGCUUCCGCCUCCGCCGCCCGAGACCGGAAGUCCCGCCCCCACGCCCCUCCCGGGCGUCCGGAAACGCCCCCGCCCGGCAAGAGGGGGGACGGCGCCGCCCUGGUCACGUGCUUGUCGCCGGGAGGAUCGAGAGCUACUCGUGCAAAAUGGCUGGGGAUGACAAACACCUGUUCAAGCAGUUCUGCCAGGAGGGCCAGCCCCACGUCCUCGAGGCCCUGUCGCCCCCUCAGACCACGGGGAUCAGCCCCAGCAGGCUCAGCAAGAGCCAGAAUGGCGAGGAGGAGGGGCCGCUCAGCGACAAAUGCAGCCGCAAGACUCUCUUCUACCUGAUCGCCACGCUCAACGAGUCCUUCCGUCCGGACUACGACUUCAGCGCUGCCAAGAGCCACGAGUUCAGCCGGGAGCCGAGUCUCAACUGGGUGGUGAAUGCCGUGAACUGCAGCCUCUUCUCCGCCGUGCGGGAGGAUUUCCCUGCCCUGAAGCCUCAUCUCUGGGAUGCCGUGGACCAGGAGAUCUGCCUUUCGGAGUGUGACAUCUACAGCUACAACCCAGACCUGGACUCGGACCCGUUUGGCGAAGAGGGCAGCCUGUGGUCCUUCAACUACUUUUUCUACAACAAGCGGCUGAAGCGGAUCGUCUUCUUCACCUGCCGCUCCAUCAGUGGCUCCAUGUACCCCCACCUGGAGGCGGGCCAGGAGCUGGACAUGGACCUGAGCGAGGAGGAGGUGGAGGAGGCGGUGGAGGCCUGCGACCAGGAAGGAAGCAGCAUGGAGGGGGGCCGGAAGCCAGUGAUCUGCAUGUGACGGCCCAGGACCGCCUGUCCCAAGGAUGGUGCCUCCGCUGGAGUCCCCCUGCCACCACCCCAGCGUCCUCCUGCCCCGGCUGCCCACCCGGCCACCCUGCGGAUGCUGCGUGAUCAGUCGGUGCCUCGGGUGGCCCUCUGGCCGUCCCGUCUCCUCCCUCUGCUGCAGCGGAAACCCUCCCUCCGGAGCAGGGCAGGCCCCUCCUCAAGCACUUCCUGCUCCAGCCCGUGACUGAGGAACUCUGUGCGUGGCCCCCCCCAUCAGUGGCGGGGAGGGCCCAGGGCCCCAGGCCUCCCCUCCCCCCAGAGCUGCCUCUCCUGGGCCAGGUCGGCUCUGGGAAUCGUCCGUCUGUUUCCAGUGGUCCGUUGGGCGGCUCCGAGCGCCUUUUUACAUUUCCUGUGGCUGCAACAGACACUGAAGGUUGUUGGAUGAAAAGUGGAAGCUGGACUAAUGGGGGGGGGUCUCUACGUCUGCCCCCCCCCAACUUACCCGAGACUUCUUGAGCCGAGGGUGGCCUGCGGAGAGCUGGGCUUGGGUGUGUGCCAGCGACGCUUUGCUUCCCUGAAGGCCUGGAGAGUUUAUUUUUGUAUUCUCGCCCCCUGAGCCUGCAGCCCCGAGGCCGGCCGGCCUUCCCUCCCUCCCCCCCUGCUCAGCCGGCCUUCCCAUUUGCCUCCCUUCUGUGGCCCGGGGGAGCGUGGCAGAGCCUUCGUGCCCCUUUGCCAAGGGGCAGCUCUGUGCCUCCUCCCUCCCUCCCUCCCUCCCUCCCUCCUGUGGUGUGCAAAUGGCCCCUUUCUCUUCCCUGCUCUGGGCCCAGCUCCUCUGCUGGGUGCUGCUCAUACCUCCCAAGGAGUGUGAGUGGGGGGAAGGGAAGCCUUAUUUCUCCCUCUGGCCUGGGGAGAGGGGAGGGGUCGCUUGCCCAGCCACAGCAGGCCUGUGGGGCAGGGCCCCCUUCUUGAGCUGCCCCCCCCCCCAGAAGCAACUCCGUGCUUCCCGGUGCUUCUUGCUCAGGCAUGGUCCCCUGUCACUCAGGCUUCUGCUGCUGCCAGGCCUGUCUGGCAGAACACUCCUCGUGGCCUGGGGGUGGGGGGAGAGAGGGACCAGUCGCUUCUCUCUCCUCCCCUGCUUGAGCAGUUGGCCUGCCUGGAAAGGGGCAGCUGGGCCCAAAGCGCCCCCCCCCCCGGAACAGCCGGCGUUUGGCCUCCCUCCCCCUGCCCUGUGCCUCCC